Messenger RNA from Cydia amplana, 1469 nucleotides. RefSeq lists its product as uncharacterized. The transcript has 10 exons. The coding region runs from base 131 to 1468 and encodes 445 amino acids. Lineage: Eukaryota; Metazoa; Arthropoda; Insecta; Lepidoptera; Tortricidae. The record is from RefSeq and is a predicted model, not a curated record.
UGUCAAACAAUCGUGUAGUGUAUUGUAUAGUAGCAGUGCAAUAUGUUUCCAAACUCGCGGUGACGAUAUUAUUUAUUUAUUUUAUAAAUUCUUGUAAGAUAAUAGUAUAUUUGGGUAUGUUAAACUCAAAAUGUCAGAAGAAGAAACAGUGGAUAUUGCAAAAGAACUUGACGAUUUACUGACGAAAGUACAACCAGACUUGCAAGAUGUUAUCAAAAGAAGUUUUACUAACGUAGCGCUUCAACUGGCAAAAAAUGGAGAACAACUUAUUCGGGACACACUGGCAGACACUUCUUACUUUGCAAAGAAUACCCAAGUCAAUUUGACAGCUCUAGAGCUGGUAAAAUCUCCAACGUUCCACAUGCAAGGUGUGUCCUUGGACCUCAAGUCUAUGCUGCUAAGUCUGCGCUGCUCCCUCGGCGAGGUCAACGUUAAGGGCCAGUACAGUGCCUUCAACGAGAACCUUUAUAACCUCAUUCCUGUGUUGUCUGAGGGACAUGUUGUCAUAUCGCUAUCGAACGUGACAGCGGACGUGAACGUAGGGCUGAUCGUGGACGACGACGCUUUCUCCUUCAUCAACCCCGGCAUCGAGUUCUCGCACGAUGAAGUCCUUGUCAAGCUGUCGUGGCCUUCGCCGCAGCGGAAUGGCGGCUACGAGUUUGUCACCACCGAGCAACUGGCCAAACAUAUCGAUGACCUGCCGCUCUCGGCGGCGGUGUCGCUGCCGCUGUUCGCGCUGUUGCGACAAAAACUGCAGCGACAUCUAGCGCGAGUGCUGCGGCAGAGCACCAGCGUCUCCGAGGUCAUGUGCUGCGACCCCAGCCUCCAUGAGGCCUACAGCGAGAUGGUGAGCAACCUCGCUGCGAAAGGCAACAAGGUCAUAGACAUGGUGCUGAUCAACAUGCGGCGCACUUUACUGCAGACGCGGACGGAGGUGCUGGAACUACCGCCCUUACACGCCACCUUUAUGCACAAGAUCGGGUCAAUAUCGUUCAUCGGCAAGUUCGAGACGGACGCGGGCUGGGUGAAGAACCUGGCCACGGUGAACCGCGUGAACGACGUCAGCGUGUCGCGGCCCGACCCCAUGAAGACCUGCUUCAGCGUCACGUUGCGGAUCAAGGACUUGCAGAUCGGCUACGACGAAUACCGGAUAAAGGCACUAGGCGCGUCUUGUUCAGGCCGAAUGGCGGCGGCGUUCGCCGACAACACGCUACGGCUAGAGCUGAGCGUGGGGCUCGCGCGCUGGGAGCCCUACGCGCAGCUGCACGACCUGCGCGUGCUGCACAUGGACGGCAUGGACCUGCACGCGACCGGGCUGGGCCCGCUGUCAGGCACGGCGCCACUGGGCGCGUGGGCGCGCGGCGCGGCGGCGGCGCACGCGGCGCCCGCGGCGCGGGACCGGCUCCAGCGCGAGCUGCACACCGCGCUCACCGAGCUGCCGCUCUGGGACCUGCUGCACGACCAUUAGG